AUGGAAAAUGACAACGACAAUGAGAGACGCUUGAUGAUUCCUUCUUCGCCAAUUCUCUCUUCCUUCGAUCCUGCUUGUCAUCUCAACUCCGAAGAUUUACCAAUAACAGCCAAUCCGCCCUCCGAAUCCUUCUCCGACGACCUUGAAGCAAUCCACCUUGCGCGCGCAGAUCUAACCCGCAACAAAGUUGUGAUCCAACACCGAGCGUGGAAUUUGUCCGAUGUAUUUCGCAGUGACGACGAUUUAAGACUUGAUACUACUCCGACAAAGCCCUCCCUCCGCACCCCGCGAGGUCCUCCACGCACGCCGACCAGGAAUUCGGCACUAUUUACAUCCUCACCUCCUAUAUUCAAAAUGCCAUUCAUUUCGCCACUCGGGACCUCCGUCCGUGAGAAUGCGGCGGGUGAUUCUCAGAAGCGAAAGGCAGGCGAAGUGGACGAGAGCCCACAAGCCGAACCCAAGCGACAGAAGUUUGUGGGAGGAUUCGUCGAUGAUGACGAAGAUGAAGAAGAUGACGAUCUUGCUGCUCUCAGGGACGAGCAGCUAAAGACGCAAUUCGACUUGCCAGAGAACCCCGAACUAGGUCUACCCGGAAUAUUAGAUCAACCACAUCAACUAUCGUCCCUAUCUCAAACGAAUGACACCACGUCCAAAGCCCCUCAACCUCAACCUCAGUCUCAGAUUCAACCCCAGAUGACCAUUCGACCCGCCCCUGCACCCCCAGUGAGAUUCCAGAUUAAGACUUGCUCAGGCAAGAUGCACCAUGUUUCCUCGAAGAAGGCCUCUACUCCUCUUUCCUAUGAGCGCAUGAUUGCUGGCCGAUCUGAGACGGAAGCAGGACGAGCAACGAAGAGCUACUAUGGAAUUGAAAUACACAAACUGCUGGACGAUGCUGCGAAGGAGGCCAAAGCGAAAGCUUCCAAGCCAGCAUCCGCGCCCCCGGUACAACCCUCUAUAGAAAAGCACGAGGGCGAUGCGAAGCAAAAGAAGUAUGAUUCCAUGAUGUGGACAGAGAAGUACCGUGCUAGAAAGUUCACCGAUCUUAUUGGAGACGAGCGCACACACCGAGCUGUCCUCCGCUGGCUAAAGGGAUGGGAGCCGAUUGUCUUUCCAGGCCUAUCGAAGUCUCGUCCAAAGAAAGGCCAAGAGGAAGAUGAAGAGCGCAUUCAUCGAAAAGUACUUUUGUUAAGUGGUCCACCUGGUCUUGGAAAGACGACCUUGGCCCAUGUCUGUGCCAAACAGGCGGGCUACGAGGUGCUGGAGAUCAAUGCCAGUGACGAACGCAGUAGGGAUGUGGUUAAGGGCCGCAUUCGCGAUGCGUUGGCCACGGAGAACGUGAAGGGCGCAAAUGUGGAAGUUGGCGAGAAUAAGGUCCGUCGGGCUGCGAGGCCUGUCUGUGUCGUUGUCGAUGAAGUCGACGGCGUUGUUGGCGGAGCCGGAAGUGGCGGCGAGGGUGGUUUCAUGAAAGCCCUAAUCGACCUCGUCAUGCUUGACCAGCGGAAUUCAAAUAAGACUGAAGAAAACAGAGGCAAGAAGCGCAAGGGUGAUAACUUCCGCUUCCUUCGGCCCUUGAUCUUAGUCUGCAAUGAUCUUUACCACCCCAGUCUCCGUCCUUUGCGAGCGUCAUCUAUCGCGGAGAUGAUUCAUGUUCGACAGGCUCCAUUGGAUAAUGUCGUUCAACGAGUGAAAAGUAUUUUCACCCGCGAAGGAAUCCCCUGUGAUGGCGAUGGAGCCCGACGACUUUGCGAAGCAGCCUGGGGAUUAGCGAGUCGAAGAAAGCGCGGUGACAAAAAUACCGGAUCUGCCGAGGGUGAUAUCCGCAGCGUGCUGGUAGCCGCAGAAUGGGUUGCCCACAAGUUACGGAAUGAGCGCCCAACAGCGUUGCGACUAACCCGAAAUUGGCUAGAACAACGAGUUCUCAGUGCGUCGACAGAGGGUGGUUCAUUCUUCAAAGAAAUGAGCCGUGGAGGUGUCCGCGAGAUUGUCAACCGCGUCUUCACUGAAGGUGCAGGCUUUACGGAUACCCCCAUGGGACUGACCUUCCAAGAUAAGUACGACGGACCGAACACACGGGUUCCUGUUGGUGUAGCCGAUCUACGCAAGAGACACGCCAUCAACCGCCUGCGAGAGAUGGUGGACUCUAGCGGCGACCAUGACCGAUGUGUUAACGACUGUUUUGCCGCAUAUCCCAUCCAACAGUACCAGGACGACACCUUUCUUUCCAAGCCCAGUGCUGCUUAUGAAUGGCUCCACUUCCACGACACAAUCUCUUCGAAGGUUCAUUCGCAGCAAGAAUGGGAAUUGGGCCCGUACCUGAGCCAGUCUGUAUUGGCUUUCCACCAUCUCUUCGCCUCUGCUGGGGGCAAGACCGAGGCCACCGAAAAAGAUGAAGACGAUGAGGAUGCCGAGGAAGAACACCCUUUUUCCGGCCCCCGAGCCGAUUUCGCCGCCUUCGAAGCAAUGAAAGCAAACCGCGCAAUCUUGAACGGCUUCCACACUUCAUUCUCAGCACCCAUAACCCGCAUUUUCCGAUCCUCUGAAUCUGUCAUCACCGACCUAGUCCCACACCUAGUCCGCAUGCUCUCGCCAGACGUGAAACCAGUCAUCGUCCGAACAGGCGGCGACAACAAAAGCACAGCCAGCGUCCGCAAGGAGUCCGAACGCACUCUCGUUCAAUCCGCCGCACGCGUCAUGGCGGGUAUGGGCGUGACAUUUGAGAAAGUACGAGUUGAGCAAGAAGGUGGCGGUUAUGGUGGAUGGGCCUACAGAAUGGAACCACCAAUCGACUCGCUUGUCUCAUUCUCGAAAAUGCCCAGCGCAGCUUCCGGAGGUAACGCACCCGUUCGAUACGCCGUCCGCCAGGUCCUGGACCAAGAAUAUCGCAAGGAGACAAUGCGGAAGCAAUCCGAACAUUCUGUCAGUGGUAAAUACGCACUUGGCAAAACCCCUCAACCAGGCGAAGCCGCCAAAAAGUCUAUUAAAGAGGGUCUUGUUAAGCGGGACUUCUUUGGCCGGGUUCUUGAGACGCCCAGUCCCAGCGGCAAAGACGAGGAGUCUGGAGGGGAUCUGUCGGAUGAUACGUCGAAAGCUGGGAGGAAGGUUUGGGUUACGUAUCACGAAGGAUUCUCGAAUGCGGUUCGGAAGCCUAUCUCGAUGAGUGAGUUGAUGGCUGGACUGUGA
This is a messenger RNA of Penicillium waksmanii, 3180 nucleotides long. RefSeq names its product putative sister chromatid cohesion factor (Chl12). The transcript has 3 exons. Gene Ontology annotation, cellular component: nucleus. The coding region runs from base 1 to 3180 and encodes 1059 amino acids. Lineage: Eukaryota; Fungi; Ascomycota; Eurotiomycetes; Eurotiales; Aspergillaceae. The record is from RefSeq and is a predicted model, not a curated record. Gene Ontology annotation, molecular function: ATP hydrolysis activity; ATP binding; DNA binding.